Octopus bimaculoides (California two-spot octopus) is the source of this 960-nucleotide messenger RNA. RefSeq names its product frizzled-1. The record is from RefSeq and is a predicted model, not a curated record. NCBI's taxonomy places the organism in Eukaryota, Metazoa, Mollusca, Cephalopoda, Octopoda, Octopodidae.
GAGAGAAGGGAGAGAAGAGGAAGAGUGAGAGGGUGGUGUUAGCCCUUCCCAGCCGCUUGCUCCGUGCAGGAAGGCUGUUGCCAGUCGGUUGUCUGACCGUGUUAGUAUGUGCAAGGUUGUAUAAAUGCGUUCAUCCGAGUUGCCAGGUCGUCGUCCCACCACCUAACGACUCGCAGUGCAAUGGUUAAGAUCGCAAUGACGGGGACACACUUGUUGCGGGUACGGCCACAACAGCGCACAUCUUGCCUGUUGUCUAUACGAGAGGCCCUUCUUCUACUGGUCCUUCUUCUUUUGAGCAUCAAUAAGGUUAUCGUCCUCGUCGACGCUGCCGAUAGCAGUGAAGAUGCUGCUGGCGGCGGCGGCGGUGGUGGUCUUGGCGGCAAAGAAAUGAUAAAACCUUACAGCCUGGAUACGUCCAUGACAGAAGAUUGGGCCGGACUGCGGAUGCAAAGGCAUCGAUGUGUGGACAUUCCGUCGAAUCUAACUCUCUGCCAAAACGUCGGCUAUAAACAAAUGAGAUUGCCCAACUUCUUUGCCCACGACAAUAUACCCGAGGUGGGGCAACAAUCAGCAAUAUGGAUAUCAUUGAUCGGCCGAAAAUGCCACCCGGACACCAAACUCUUCCUCUGUUCUCUAUUCACCCCGAUUUGUUUAGAACAGGUAAUAAACCCCUGCAACUCUUUGUGUACGGCCGUCAAACAGAGCUGUGAGUCUAUUAUGGUCCAAUGGGGAUACCCUUGGCCGAAGAUACUCGGCUGUGAUCAAUUUCCACUGGAUCAUGAUUUGUGUAUCCACCCGCAACAUACCAUUCCAGACUUUGAGUCACUCUGUUGCUCCCGCGCCACAUUUGAAGCAUUUCUGGUCUUGGUUGUCCUGGACUUAGCUUAUAGUGAUGGUGGACAGAACCACACAGCCAGCUUCGUUCUCUUGAGUUGUCUUCUUGGACAAAAGGCUCGGUAA